AUGACGUUGAAAAUGACAUAUGAAAUCUGGAAGUUUUUGAAGGAGGAGUAUGAAGGCAGUGAGAGAAUCAAAGGAAUGCAAGCUUUGAAUCUGAUUCGAGAACUUGAGAUGCAAAGGAUGAAAGAUUCGGAGACAAUCAAAGAUUAUGCGAACAAGCUUCUUGGCAUUGCAAACAAAAUACGUCUUCUUGGCACUGAUAUUUCUGAUUCUCGAAUUGUUCAACAAAUACUUGUAACAAUUCUAGAAAGAUAUGAAGCCACAUUGACUUCCUUGAAAAACUCAAAAGAUCUUUCUACUAUUACCUUGGCAAAACUUUUGACUACACUUCAGGCUCCAAAACAAAGAAGACUCAUGAGAGAAGAAGGUCAUAUUGAAGGGGUUUUAGUAGCUAAAUUUAUGAAAAACAAGGGGCAUGUGGAGAAAAUAUACAAGUCAUCAAAAACACAAGAGAAUGUACAAGCUCUUAUUGAAGAGGAUGAAGAAGAAGAUCUUUUUGUUGUUUCUUGCUUUGCCACUGCAAGAUCAACAGAAAGUUGGCUAAUUGAUAGUGGUUGCACGAACCACAUGAUUAACGAUCAAGAAUUGUUCAAAUAUCUUGAUGCAACCUACAACACAAAUGUCAGAAUUGGAAACAGAGCAAAAAUAACAGUGAAGGGCAAAGGAACCAUCGCGAUCAAAGGUUGCACAGGUUUGAAAUUAAUUACUAAUGUUCUAUACGUUCUUAAAAUUGAUCAAAACUUGUUGAGUGUUGGCCAACUUCUAGAGAAAGACUAUAAAGUUUUAUUUGAAGAUAAAACCUGCAUGAUUAAAGAUUCAGAUAAUAAAGAAUUAUUCAGAGUUCGAAUGAAAGGAAGAGCUUUGCUUUGA
This is a messenger RNA of Vigna angularis (adzuki bean), 867 nucleotides long. RefSeq lists its product as uncharacterized. The transcript is spliced from 2 exons. Bases 1 to 867 code for a protein of 288 amino acids. NCBI's taxonomy places the organism in Eukaryota, Viridiplantae, Streptophyta, Magnoliopsida, Fabales, Fabaceae. The record is from RefSeq and is a predicted model, not a curated record.